Messenger RNA from Myripristis murdjan (pinecone soldierfish), 1637 nucleotides. It is a transcript of the gene st13, whose product is annotated as ST13 Hsp70 interacting protein. Gene Ontology annotation, molecular function: Hsp70 protein binding; protein dimerization activity. The transcript is spliced from 13 exons. Bases 176 to 1255 code for a protein of 359 amino acids. The record is from RefSeq and is a predicted model, not a curated record. NCBI's taxonomy places the organism in Eukaryota, Metazoa, Chordata, Actinopteri, Holocentriformes, Holocentridae.
UUUUGACAGCCUGGCCGGUAGCCGCCUGGUUAAAAAUAGCGCACAGGAACGACGCCACCAUUGAGGCAGCGCUGUGGCGGGUAAUCAGCUGCACGUCUUCUGCAGUGUUUUAUCCUCAGCCGUGAGAGGUUUGAGUGCUCGAUAGGCGGGCUGUGUGCUGACCGAGCAGAGCAGCAUGGAUCCACGGAAAGUGUCCGAGCUGAAGGCCUUCGUGCAGAUGUGCGAGUCCAACCCGGGCGUGCUGCACCUCCCCGAGAUGGGCUUCUUCAGGAGCUGGCUGCAUGGCAUGGGUGCAACAAUUCCUCCACCAGCCCAGACAGGGGGCUCAUGCAAGGGUGGCUGUCCUUGUGGCCCUUCUCCUACCUCUGCUGCGCCUCCUGAGCCUGCGGUUCCAUCUGAGAGCGAGGAGAGUGAAAUAGAAAUCGACAAUGACGGAGUGAUCGAGCCAGACACAGAUGAACCUCAGGAGAUGGGAGAUUAUGAAAAUCUGGAGGUCACAGAGGAGAUGAUGGAACAGGCCAAUGAGAAGAAGAUGGAGGCCAUUAACGCUCUGGGAGAAGGCGAGCUGCAGAAAGCCUUGGAUCUCUUCACCGAAGCCAUCAAGCUCAACCCCCGCGUAGCCAUCCUGUAUGCAAAGAGGGCAAGCGUCUACAUCCGGAUGCAGAAGCCCAAUGCAGCCAAGAGGGACUGUGACAGAGCGAUCAGCAUCAACCCAGACUCUGCACAGCCGUACAAGUGGAGGGGGAAAGCUCACAGGCUGCUGGGACACUGGGAGGAGGCAGCCAAGGACCUGGCCACAGCCUGUAAGCUGGACUAUGACGAAGAUGCCAGCACCAUGCUGAAGGAGGUCCAGCCUAAGGCUAACAAAAUCAUCGAGCACAGACGCAAGUACGAGCGCAAGAAGGAGGAGAGGGAGAUCAGGGAGAAGAAAGAGAGGAUAAAGAAAGCCAGGGAGGAACACGAGCGGGCUCAGAGGGAGGAGGAGGCCAGACAAGCGGCUGGAGGAGCUGGCGGCUUCCCAGGUUUCCCAGGUGGCGCUGGCUUCCCAGGCGGAGGUGCUUUCGGCAUGCCCGGUAUCGGGGAGCUCCUGAAGGACCCCGAGGUGCUUAAUGCCAUGAAGGACCCCGAGGUGAUGGCCGCCUUCCAGGACGUGGCGCAGAACCCCGCCAACAUCGCCAAGUACCAGAGCAACCCCAAGAUCAUGGCCCUCAUCUCCAAGCUGAGCUCCAAAUUCGGAGCCCCGCCGCAGCCAUAGAGACGAGGACGAGGGAACGGAUACGUGGUCUGAGCAAUUAGGAGAGCCACAGUACUUCUAAAACAAUUAAUCCACUGUGUACGAAUCAAACGGGGGGCGGGUGAUGGGGUCAUGGGCAUGAGAGGAUGAUGUGAGACGGCUCUAAGGAAAGGCUUGCUCUAACUUUUUUUUUUUUUUUUUUUCCCCCUAGAGUAGAGAAUGCCGGGUAACAGCCACUUGUAAAUGCUCUCAAUCGGGGUCCAGCCUGUUAGCACUUAGCAAUCUCGACUUAAAGCGACUUGAUAGCUAAUUACGGGGAGUCCUGGCACCCCAUUGACUCGUCAAACGUAUCCUCUCGCCUGGGGCUUGGCUUAACCACAGGUUGAUGCAUUUUUUUUUUUUU